Messenger RNA from Maylandia zebra (zebra mbuna), 4784 nucleotides. RefSeq names its product RIMS binding protein 2a (gene rimbp2a). Gene Ontology annotation, molecular function: protein binding. Gene Ontology annotation, biological process: neuromuscular synaptic transmission. Lineage: Eukaryota; Metazoa; Chordata; Actinopteri; Cichliformes; Cichlidae. The record is from RefSeq and is a predicted model, not a curated record.
UUGUGCGGGUGGCAACGGAGUUCAACUGGAAUAAUGAUUCAUCGUUUAAAAAUGUGGCUUUUACUCUCAAGGACUGAAUGUGUUUCUCAAAAUGAAAAAACAAGUUGCGUGUUGAUUUUUUUAAUGAAAGAAGAUGAAGGAUUUGUACAGUGAUAAUGCGGGAUCACAAGUCCAGUGCUAAUGUGGAGAACCUGCUGAGGGAGUCUCAGAGGGAGUUACAGUGGAUCCAGAGACAGCUCGCCAUGAUUGCUGCCAGAAACUUGCACCAUCACCACCUGCAGAGCAAGGGCAAGUCCAGAUAUGAUGUUUCAUCUCAGCAAGCUACAGGCCACUCCACUGUCUACCACGCAAGCCGCUUUCGACUGCUGGAGGAGAGAAACCGAGCUCUAAAGCUUGAAGUAACCACACUUCGCCAGGAGAAACAGCAGUAUAAGAAAGUGAAAGCAAAGCUCCAUGCUGCCUUGCAGGAGAAAAAUCGUUUGAACCUUGAGUUGAUCAACCACCAUCUGAAGGCAUCCAAGUAUGACCAGGUGCAAUCCGACUAUGAUCGGCUGAGACAGACUUUUGCUGUAGUGAGUCAGGAGAGAGACGUGGCCCAGGAGCAGAGGAGCCAACUCCAGGAAAAAGUGGAUAACCUGGAACACGUUUUAAAGCAUAUGCAUGAGGCUGUAGAGCUAAAGCAACAGUUGCAGACAGAGCAUGAGCAAGCCUUGGUGGCCCUUCACACCAAGCAGAAGGAGAUCAAUCAAUUGCAAAAGGCUUGGGUUCAAACUGACCAAGAGCAUGAGGAAGCAGUACACCUGUUAGAGAACAAUAAGGACAGAAUGUUUCAGGUCAAGGUUCGUGACCUGGAGCAGGAAUGCCGGUCACACAGUGAACACUUUCACCAGCUGUCCAAAGAGCUGCUGAAUUUCCGCCUCCAGUCGGAACCUGUGAAUAUCCCUAAAAGUAAUACCACCUCUGCAUCCCAGAUCCCGCCCUCACCACAGAAGAAACUCUCGCAGGUCAGAUUCGAAGCCCAACCAGAGACAGGUGAUGAGAGUGCGGCAGACACGCCGCUGCUGAUAUCCCAGUUCUUGCCCUGCUCACCGCAGACUGGAGACGGAGAACCACCAGAACUGCUGUCUGUCAAAUCCAGCACCGUGACAACGGACCACCCCAUCCACCCCCGACAGUUUCCCUCAUCAGAGAUGGAGGAUGAGGCCAGCCCAUCACCCAGGUCCAAAUCUCGCUACACAGGCCAGGUCCGCCUUUGCACUGCCCGUUAUAGUUAUAACCCUUACGAUGGACCAAAUGAGCAUCCUGAAGCAGAACUCCCCCUUGUGGCUGGAAAGUAUCUGUAUGUGUAUGGAAACAUGGAUGACGAUGGCUUCUAUGAAGGGGAGCUGCUGGAUGGCCAAAGAGGACUUGUUCCUUCCAACUUUGUGGAGUUUGUCCAGGACAAGGAAAAACCAGGCAUUCAGGCUGGAGACGCAGGGGAAGAUCUCAGCUCACUUGAGCACACAUCCCUAGCCUUGAUGGCUGUGGAUGGAGGUGCCUCCCAGGAUGGCCUUCUGAGCUCAGCAAACGCUUUGGUUCACUGUAGCAAUGGGACAGGUGGGGCCUUGGAUCCUGAGGACCUGGCGGAAGACGUUGUGCCUUACCCCAGAAAGAUCACCUUGAUCAAGCAGCUGGCACGGAGUGUCAUCGUGGCCUGGGAGCCUCCACUAGUGCCUUUGGGCUGGGGGAACAUCUCUAGCUACAAUGUGUUAGUAGAUGGGGAGCUUCGUGCCAAUAUACCAUACGGUGGUCGGACCAAGUGUUUGCUGGAGAAGCUGGACCUGGACGGCUGCGUCCACCGUGUGUCAGUGCAGAGUGUCACGGACCGGGGCUUGUCAGAUGAGCUGCGCUGCACCUUGCUAGUGGGAGCCAAUGUGGUGGUGGCGCCGUGCGGUCUGCGCGUCGAUGACAUUCAGCGUGACACUGCCGAGCUCUCUUGGUUGCCUAGCAACAGCAACUAUGCUCACACUGUGUUCUUAGACGGGGUAGAGCACGCAGCGGUAAAACCGGGAAGGUAUAGACUACGGUUCCACAACCUGAAGCCCCUGACAGUUUACAAAGUGACGGUGGUGGCGCAGCCCCACCAGGUGCCGUGGCAACUGCCGCUGGAGCAGAGAGAGAGGAAGGAAGCCGGCGUGGAGUUUUGCACUCAGGCAGCAGGUCCAACACCAUUUUGCAGAACAGGGCCUCCGCUGCCACCCCAGGAUGUUCAGGUGCUCUGUGGGCAGGCUCCAGGGGUCCUGCAGGUCUGCUGGAAGCCCCCCAACAUCUCUCCCACAGGCACAUCCAAUGGGGCAAAUGUCAUUGGUUACGCAGUCUGCACUAAAGGGCAGAGGAUAGCUGAGGUGCUGUUCCCUAUGGCAGACUAUGUUACGGUUGAACUGACAAGGAUUCAAUGCCUCGAGGCCAGGGAGGUCAUCGUUAGGACACUGUCGGUCCAGGGAGAAUCCCAGGACUCUCAAGUUGCUGUCAUUCCAAACAACCUGCUUGUGCCUCUACCUCCGCUUCCCCUGCCACCACCAGUGCAUCCUCACACGGGCCCCCCUCCACACCCCCAUACUCAACCUCUCCUCCAAUCCCCUCACCUUCCUCAUCCCACACCCCAACUUCCCGCUCCACCACAUGGACAACAACUGCCGCCCCGUCCUCCCCAUGCUCAACCCCAUCCCAGACUCCCCCAUCAAGGUGGACCCCCGCAACCCCAGCUUCGUCCUCCCCAUCCCCAUCCGCAGCCCUUACAUCUUCAGCCUCGUCCACCCCACCAAGGUCCCAGGCCACAGCACCAACUGCCUCUGCUGCCCCACCCCCAACCCCACCUUAUACCUCUGAGACCAGUAAGUGCCAGAGACCUGGAUGCCAAAGACCAUGUGGCCCAUCACGGGGGAGCCAUUCUACCUGGCCAACCUGGCUGGGAUCCUACACGCUCUCCUUCUGUCCAGCCUCCAGUGCCCAUGCAAGGCCACACCCUUGAAGCCCCAUCACCUGCCAAUCCACGGUCUCCCUCACCCCAGAGGAUUCUUCCUCAGCCCAGAGGCACGCUUAUCCCAGACACUGUGGCCAAAGCUAUUGCUCGAGAAGCAGCUCAGAGGGUGGCAGCAGAAAGCGGAAAGGGUGACAGAAGGCAGGGCAGAUAUGGAGAACAGGGUCAUUCAUUUCACCAGCAUCACUCUGAUGAGGAAGAGGAAGACGAGGAAGGGUUUGCUCGCGGUCGACGGAGAGGACCCUCGGUUGACGAGUUCCUCAGAGGCUCUGAGCUGGGGAGGCCGCCUCACUAUAGUCACAAUGAAGAUUAUCACAGCGAAAGCAGCCGGGGCUCUGACCUGUCUGACAUCAUGGAAGAGGAUGAGGAGGAACUGUACUCUGAGAUGAAGCUGGAAGAGGGACGUCGACGCAACUCGCACAACACACCCAAGACAACAACCCCUGUUGGAGGCCGCCAUGAUCGGGAUAGUGGGAGACGAGCGCAUCACGGCGGUCCCCAGCCUCAGAGACGACCCCUAAUGGUCCCCUCCAUUGAGGUAACCUCUGAGAAUAACAGUGAGGGAAACCUCUCUCCCAUCACCGAGGAUGUUUACUAUGGCAGAGUAGCUCGACACAGGACCUGGUCAUCCCGCAGGCACAUGGGCGGCACCAGGUCUCCCCAUGAUGGCUACAGGGAUCGGGAUCGCCGCUCUCCCACGUACUAUGAUGAGUCGGAGCCAGAGGAGCCCUUUAGGAUCUUUGUGGCUCUCUUUGACUACGAUCCUCUGUCCAUGUCUCCGAACCCGGAUGCUGCUGAUGAAGAGCUGCCCUUCAAAGAGGGGCAGAUCAUUAGGGUGUAUGGGGAUAAAGAUACUGAUGGGUUUUACAGAGGUGAAGUGAAGGGCAGGAUGGGUCUGAUCCCCUGUAACAUGGUGUCAGAGAUACGAGCAGACGAUGAGGACACCAUGGACCAGCUCAUCAAACAGGGCUUUCUGCCGCUCAGCACACCUGUGGAUAGAAUAGAGCAAAACAGAAGAGGCCUGCGUCGAGAUCAGGCCUCCAGGAGGAUGGUGGCUCUGUACGACUACGACCCCAGGGAGAGCUCUCCUAAUGUUGAUGUUGAGGCUGAACUCACAUUUUGCGCUGGUGACAUCAUUGCUGUGUUUGGUGACAUUGACGAAGAUGGUUUCUAUUAUGGUGAGAUCAAUGGCCACCGCGGUUUGGUUCCCUCUAACUUCCUGGAAGAAGUGCCUGAUGACGUGGAGGUUUAUCUGACUGAUACUCCAUCCCACUACCCCCAGGAAGAGCCCGCCAACCGGCCUCCUGCCAACUCCAUCCCUGCCGUCUCAGAGAGCAAACGGGCUACCACAGAAACUACCGAAGCCGUCAACAAUGACACCACACCCGUCCGGGCGCCGUCCCCGAUUGUUCGCCCCCUCCUCCCUGGAACCAUGAGGCCCCUCAGCCCUACAAGGGGUCCCCACGUCCCAGUGGACCCCCGGGACUCUCAAGAUCUGGCAAACAAGAAGAAGAAAGGACUGCUUUCCAAGGGAAAGAAACUCCUGAAGAAACUCUCCCCUGUGAAAUAAAAGAACACAGAAACAAAAUUAAUGUACAGUAAGUGCUCAUGCUGGGCUCGGUGUAUUGCAUUCAUACAAUCAACUCUGAUCUAACAACACAUGACAGAGAGGAUGUGAGCUGUGUCUCCUUGACUGCUUGAGCCUAUUUCAGUGCAGUGAUAUAUAUAUUAAAAAAAAAAAAAAAAAAAAAAAAAAAAAGGUGGC